Messenger RNA from Plodia interpunctella (Indianmeal moth), 2902 nucleotides. Its product is annotated as lysosome membrane protein 2-like. Gene Ontology annotation, molecular function: scavenger receptor activity. The coding region runs from base 326 to 1879 and encodes 517 amino acids. The transcript is spliced from 11 exons. The record is from RefSeq and is a predicted model, not a curated record. Lineage: Eukaryota; Metazoa; Arthropoda; Insecta; Lepidoptera; Pyralidae. Gene Ontology annotation, cellular component: cytoplasm; membrane.
GAAAGAAAGGAGUUACACUUCAAGUACCUCCUCAGUAGCACGUCACAUAUUGGCGUGAGUUGUGUUUCGACGCGCAUAGAUCCUUCAACUUGUGUCGAAAAAUCACGAUCACUUGAUGAUAUGACUCCGAGUGACGACUACGCAUGACUUGAUGCUUUGUUUGGCGCGAAUAUCUAAUGUAUUCUGACUUUUUUUUUUUGUGCCCAGGAGCGUAUCAGUGAUUCAGUGACAUGGUCUAUUUAUACUUAAGAAAAGUGAACAGUUUUUAUUGGAUGUUUUGAUUUAUUUUUUGUGAUCGCAUAUCGACGCAGCAGGUCUAUGUAGUAUGGCGUUUAUAGCGAAUAGGCGAAUAGGCGAAGGUCCUCCAGCUGCAAGCAGGACGAAGCUGUUGGUCUACUUCUCCUGCGCCUUGCUGUGCUUGGUCGUCGCCAUCACCAUCAUGGUCAUUGACCCCGUCCAGAUCAUAGGAGAAUUUAACACAGUGAUAAAGAAGAACUCGCUGGUGUACAGCCUGCUGGACCAGGAUAUGGACGGCGUCCACGUCAGGGCAUUCCUCUUCAACGUCACAAAUGCUGAGAGAUUCUUGUCUGGAGAAGAUAAGAAUCUGAAGGUGGAAGAAGUCGGACCUUUUACAUACAAGGAGAUCCGAUCUCAGGAUGACCUGGUGCUGCGCGAGGCCGACCACACAAUGUCGUAUUCUCCGCACACGAAGACUGUGUUCAUCCCCGAGGAGUCUGUCAGCGAUCCUAACGAGACCACUGUUGUGAUGCCCAAUAUUGCUAUGCUGAGUAUGACGUCAAUGGUCAGCACGUUCCCCUACUUCACCCGAAUGGGGUACAACUUCCUGGUGAACCAGAUCAACUCCAGGCCGUUCCGGACGAUGACAGCAUACGAGUACCUCUGGGGGUACAAUGAGAAGCUGAUCACCCUUGGCAACAGGUUCCUGCCGGGCUGGAUCAGCUUCGGCAAGAUGGGGAUCAUGGACAGGAUGUACGACAACUCAGUCCACUACCGGAUCGACCUGGGAGCCGGCCACUACGACAAGUUUGAGAUAAAGGCGAUGAAUGGCUACGACAGACUGACUUUCUGGGACGAUCCAGAAAACAAUACGAAAUCUAAAUGCAACAGCUUCGAGAACGCAUACGAAGGCAUCAGCUAUCCCUCUCGGAUGACGCCGAAGCAUGAGGUCAGAAUCUACAGGAACGUUCUCUGCAGAUUCCUGGAGCUCGACUACGUGGAGUCCAGGACCAUGCAGGAGAACUCUGAGGGCUUGGUGUACAGGAUCAGCAAUAGGACCUUCACGCAUAACGAGGACACCAUGUGCCUCUGCAGAAAGGGCAUGUGUAUUGAAGGCAUGUCUGACUUGUCGCCGUGUUUUUACAGUCUACCGCUGACUUUAUCCGCUGCUCACUUCACUGGAGCUAAUCCCAAGAUAUACGACCGCGUUGAAGGAUUACAACCAGAUGAGAAAAGACAUGAGAGCUAUUUCAUAAUAGAACCGAAACUCGGCAUAGUGUUGAGCACGAAGUUCUCAGUCCAGGUGAACAUCGUGGUCAAGGACGUGUCGUUCAAUCCAGCUGCCAAAAGGUUCUCCAACAUGAAUGUACCGGUCGGGUAUUUCAACAUUGUACAACCCCCGAUCAGGGAGAUCGACCGUCACAACCUCUACAUGAUGUACACUCUAGGACCCUACACGUUCCUGGCCGUCGCGAUCGGCCUGUUCGUCAUCGCAGUCGCACUCCUGACCCACUGGAUCAGACUACUCUACUGGAACUGGGUCUGCAGCCAGGAUAAGGGCAUGGCUUUCACCUAUCCUGAAGACACGAAGCCUAAAACCAAAACCUACAUGAUGACCGAAAUGCCACUUAUAAGCAAAUGACAUUCGGAUAUUAGGUGAAUUAUCACGGAUGUUAGUAUCACCAGAUACAUACGUAUAAAAAUAUUUUGGCUGCUCCAUUAGAUGCCAAUGCUUGACCAAACUAUAGAGUUAAGUAUAGUAAUGGGGGUUAUUUAUGGUAUUCCCUUUUGCUAUAUACCAAGUUAAAUAUGAUAUAAUAUAUAUCACGCUCGAUAGAAAGAAAACAACAUUUUAAAAACUUAUCUAAUUCUAUCUUGUAAAAUUGACUGCUUGUGAACAAACCUUUAAAUAAAUAAAGAUGAAAGAUUCUAUGUCUCCGUUGAGGCUCAGACCUUGAAAUACGAUUUUUUAUGGCAAUGUGAUUAAUUUAAUAGUUCAAUUUUUGUGAAAGAAAGUUUCCAAAUUGAGUGAUAGAACUGUAUAAUGAUUAUAAACAUUUACUUAAUAGUUUAGUUAAUAUUUAUUUACAGUUUAUGAUGAAGUUACAAUUUUUUUUAUAUAUAUAUUUGUUGCAAUCGAUGAAUAUAUUCUAAUUUAUUUUUCGACAUACAUAUAACAAAUUAUGUAUUUACAUAAGUGUCGUAAGUGCAUUAAAUAAGUAAAUAAACCAAAUGGUACGUAUACAUGUGUGCGAUAAACUGAUGAGUUGAAAUUUAGCAUGUCCAUAAUGAGAUCGAAUCUAGUCGAUGCCACGAAAAACGAAUGAAGAUUAAAUCGCAAGGAUUAAACUAAAUCCGAAGCGAGUUUUAGAAUAAGACCUCUUAGUUCAGAGUCUAGAACAAUUCUUGGUUAUUGGAGGUCACAUAGGUAUAGUUAGUUAUUUCUGAGAGGAAAUAGAAUAUUUGCGAUUAGGUAUAAUCAGAAAUAAUGAAAAUAUACAUUCCACUUCAAUGCCAUUAGCUUUAGGAAUUAGGCUUGUGAUAGUUAUAAGAUUAAUUUAUUAAGGUGUGUGCAAAUUGCUAUUGCUGAGUUGCGGCGCACCGGUUGUACAUUACAUUGGGAUUUUUGUGAAUUUGUUAUUUUUGUAAUAAAUAUUGUGACAUA